Tarenaya hassleriana is the source of this 1103-nucleotide messenger RNA. RefSeq lists its product as uncharacterized. Bases 390 to 815 code for a protein of 141 amino acids. Lineage: Eukaryota; Viridiplantae; Streptophyta; Magnoliopsida; Brassicales; Cleomaceae. The record is from RefSeq and is a predicted model, not a curated record. The transcript is spliced from 2 exons.
UCUCUCCGUCUCUGAAAUAGAAUCCACGGAUCGAAGAUUUUUUUUUGUUGAGAAAAAGCUUUUUUUUUUGCUCAAAUGGGAUUUGGGUAUUUCUGGGUUUAAGAUCUCUUUCUAUUUCCCAUCUUCUUCUUCAUAUUCACGAAUUCUUUUGCUCUUAUUGUUCUUCCAGCGAUGGUUUCGUUCUUUGAACUCUUCUACGGGGAAGCGAGUGUAACAGAGUGGGAGAAAGAAAGAUAAAAGUAGCACGUGGUUAUAUACAUAUACACAUAUAUUUAUACAUAUAUAUAGAUAGAUAGAUAGAUACAGACAUACUGCUUCGCCGGAGAAGAAGACUUCUGUUGCAGUAGUGAAGAACCAGCAGCGAUUCAGAGCAAAAAGGGGAAAUAUCGAUGUCUGGAGCAACAACAAUGAUGGCCGAAUCGAAACCAGAGAUCGAGAUGGCGGAGUGCGAAUGCUGCGGUCUGACGGAGGAAUACACGACGGCGUACAUCGAUAACGUACGGACGAUCUACGCCGGAAAAUGGAUCUGCGGCCUCUGCUCCGAGGCCGUCAACUACGGAGGAGGAGUCGCCGGAGUUGAAGAGGCUUUGGCCGGACACAUGAGGUUCUGCGGUGAGUUUCGUUCAUCGCCGCCGACGAACGUGGAUGUUAUAUCGGCGUUAAUGCAGUUAUUCCGGCGGAAAAUCCUGGGCCCGCCGAGGAAGGCGAGGUCGGCGCCUGCGAGUUCGGCGAAUAGCGGCGGCGGGGGACCGCCUUGCUCGGCGGUGCUUGUUCAGACGGGGAGUUGUUUGCCCACGUUGUCCGGCGGCGCGUAGGCCAAAAUAAUCAAUCUCCGGCCAGAAAUUCGCCGGUUUUACCUGUCGGAUUGUUUCCGGCGGGAGAUAAUUGGUCGGUGAGAUGAAGUCAAACUGUUUCGUAAGAGAGGAAGAGUGUCGUGUCGGUUUUGCCAUUUUUUGUGUGUGAAAAUAAAAUAAACAAAAAUAGUAAGUAAUUUUUUUACUAAAAAAAAUGGGAUUUGAUUUGACGGAGGGAUACACAUUGUGUCCGUGUAUUGAUUGUUGUGUGUUGAAUGUGUCCACAUUGAGAUGGGUUGUCGAUUUUCA